GGAAACUGACAAUUAAUGUGUCACGGUCAGCUGAGAGAAGAGUUUGUUGCAUGCCCAUAAUAACACGCAUAUUCGAAGAUGCGUGUUUUUUAACCACGACGUUCGAGUUAUUUUGAUUUUUAUCAAUCCUACCAAAAAACAACAUCAAAAUGGUGGAGCCGAUUUUCGACUAUCAAUUUCGACUGAUUCUCAUCGGUGAUAGUACCGUAGGAAAAAGUUCUUUGCUCAAAUAUUUCACCGAUGGUAAAUUUGCCGAGCUAUCCGAUCCAACGGUUGGAGUAGACUUCUUUGCUCGAUUAAUCGAGGUCAAAGAUGGGACAAGGAUUAAAUUACAACUAUGGGAUACGGCUGGACAAGAAAGAUUUAGGUCUAUUACAAAGUCGUACUAUAGAAAUUCUGUUGGAGCCCUGCUUGUGUACGAUGUUUGUAACCGAACAAGUUUUGAGCACAUACCCCAAUGGAUGAUGGAAGCCCGAAGGCACAUCGAACCCCAUCGUCCGGUAUUUGCACUGGUAGGAUGUAAGGUUGAUUUAGCGAGUAAUGGAGGCAGAAGGGAAGUAUCUAAGGAAGAAGCAAGAGCUUUUGCCGAUGAACACGGUGUUCAUCACAUUGAGACCAGUGCAAAAACUGGGAUCAAUGUCGAAGAGGCAUUUAGAACAGUCACACAAGAAGUUUAUAACAGAAUACAGACUGGUGAGUAUAAAUUGGAAGACGGAUGGGACGGCAUUAAGACUGGAUUUGCUAGACCCGGAGGUUUAGAUUUCAACUUAGUUGAAGCAGAACCAGCUAAAAGUUCUUGUUGUUAAUAAAAUUCUGAAAAUUGCUAUUUUCUUGUAUCAUUUUUGAAGAUAAAAGGUAAAAGAUUUAGCUAAGAAGUAAGUCAGCAGCUAACAAAUGCUUGAACAAGAGAGGGUAAUUUUUUUCUAUUAACAAGUAAUUUAUACAAUCGAUCAAACCUUACCGCAUACUUAUUAUAAAAAUAAAAGACUAACAGUUUACAAGCAUCGAAAUUUGUGGUCAGAAAAUUAUUAUAAAAAUUUUGUAUAUAAUUUGUAUAUAUAAGAAAACUAAUUUGUAUAAUAUUGAAGUAUCAAUAGAUUAAGGUUGGAAAAAAAUUCUUUCUAGAUUUUAUAGGAAAUGCCUUAUAAUAUCUUAAUUAUUUGAAAAAUGAGGCGUGAAGUGUACCGUGCCGUUUUUAGUUGCUCAGAAGAAAAAAAUUUGCCACAGUUGUAUGGUUGAUGUUGCAGUUUUUUUUUUAAAUCUUAUUUUUUUCCUUCUAAGUAGUAAAUUAAUUUAUUUCAUAGACAUGUGAGAAGGAGUUCUACAAUAAUUGAAAAAUAUUCAGAACUUAGCGUGUAAGUGAUCGCGGUAUCGAUUUAACUGUUGAAUUUUUACUAGUGAUGACAACAAAAAAAAAAGAUAUAUAUACAUUUGAUACGUCUGAUCAAGAACUUUUAAGCAAUUACAUAGAAUAUGUAGAUUUUACAAAAACUUGUUAGCCAAAUUUGCAUUAUGGAAAUAGGUAUUUCACAGGUUGGGAUAUAUUUUAUAUAUUCUAAUUUAUUAUUACAAUAUACAUAUAAAAAAUAGAUUAGCUGACACAACCAGAUUUAACUGCACGUUACACGUGCAUGGUGGAAUAGAAUGAUUCAGCAGUAAAGUACAUAGAAAUCAUUGCAUUAUGAAAUAUGUCUAUGCCAAAACAAGAUAUUUCAGUCUUUGUACCGAAGUCAAUGCUAAGGAAAAGAAUAAGAAAUAAAUCGUCUAAAUUACUUUGUCUGAUAUUGUUGUAGAUUACAUGUACUGUACGAAAAAAUAGGGAGCUAGCUUUUGUACACGUUCCUUCAAUUGAUUAAACAACUUAGUUUCAAAGAUUUAUAGUCACAUUCUGAGUACCUAUGUGUUAUGCCAAAUAAAUACGAUUUGUAUUUAUGUA
Athalia rosae (coleseed sawfly) is the source of this 1936-nucleotide messenger RNA. RefSeq names its product ras-related protein Rab-39B (gene Rab39). Gene Ontology annotation, cellular component: Golgi membrane. NCBI's taxonomy places the organism in Eukaryota, Metazoa, Arthropoda, Insecta, Hymenoptera, Athaliidae. Bases 150 to 806 code for a protein of 218 amino acids. Gene Ontology annotation, biological process: Rab protein signal transduction. Gene Ontology annotation, molecular function: GTPase activity; GTP binding. The transcript is spliced from 3 exons. The record is from RefSeq and is a predicted model, not a curated record.